GACGUGUCUUUCCAGGUAUGAGCUAACUGUCUGGAAGUCACGAAGUUUCAGAGAAAACGUUAGACGAAGAAUAGCUAGAAAGUCUACCGAUUCCAAUACAAUUAUGUUGUAAAAUACUCAUAACUUGUUUAACGGUAUGCGGAAAGCUGAAGUUCAACUUGGAACUUGUACUUUGGAGCCCCUAUCAGAGAUCGGGCAGUUAUAAAUAAAGAGAUCGUACAGGAUCAGGCAUUCUCACGCCUGGCUGACACCGUUACUAUGUGGGUAUUCGUCGCCUCUCUCAUAUUAGGCCUUCAGACUGUGUCUGGCCAGAGCACUAUAAGAUGGUGCGUAAUCUCCGCUCAAGAGAUGACCAAAUGUAACGCCAUGGCGCAGGCCUUCAACAGUGUGGCCAUCCGUCCGACUAUCCAAUGCGUCAGCGACGCGUCUGUGGAAGGAUGCGCGCAGAAGAUCGGGACAAACCAAGUAGAUGCCUUUUCAAUGAGCGCUAAGAAUAUCUACACAUUUGGGGAAGAAACUAACUUCAAAAUAGCUGCAGGAGAGACUUCUGCUGAUGGAGAGGGCACCACCUACUAUGCGGUUGCCGUGGUGAAGAAGAGGAACCCGGACAUCAACAUCAACACACUGAAGGGCAGGAAGACGUGUCACACAGGGAAGGGACGUACUGCCGGCUGGAACAUGCCCCUGGGAUACCUCAUCGACCAGAGCAAGAUGUCUGUCAUGGGCUGUAACAUCCCACAGGGCGUGUCAGAUUUCUUUAAUGCCAGCUGUAUCCCUGGGUCACAGGGAGACCCUCCCUCUCUUUGCCAGCUGUGUAAAGGCAACAACGGUGGACAGUUCGUAUGUGACAACAGUGACAAGGAGAGAUACUACGCUUACAACGGGGCCUUCAGGUGUUUGGCUGAAGAUGCAGGAGAGGUGGCAUUUAUAAAGCACACCACAGUUAUGGAGAACACAGACGGAAACGGUGACCCUGCCUGGACCACUGGGCUGAAGUCUUCAGACUACGAGCUGUUGUGUAGAGACGGGACCAGGGCCCCUGUGAGAGAACACCGCCGGUGCCACCUGGUCAGGGUGCCAGCCAGGGGCAUCGUGGUUAGAUCUGACAUCAGUGGCCCUGUGGUCUAUAACAUGCUGACAGAGGGACUGACGAAGUCAGGUUUCCCCAUCUUUCAGUCGGGCGAGUUAGGCAGCAAUUUGUUGUUCAGCGAUUCGUCCACAAAGUUCCUGCGGCCGGAGUAUGAUGAUCCUAAGGCGUGGAUGGGCUCCAUCUACUACAGCACUCUCAAAGCCAUGGACUGCGUCCCAGCGGAUAUUCCCCAGUCCCUGCGUUGGUGUGUGUUGUCCAGCGAUGAGCAGCAGAAGUGUGCAGACAUGGCCGAGGCCUUCAGUGCCAAGUCUCUGGUCCCCAGUAUCCAGUGUGUGAUGGGAUCUUCAGUGGACGACUGCAUGAAGAAGAUCCAGAAUAAAGAGGCAGAUGCCAUCACCCUGGACGGAGGUUACAUCUACACAGCAGGGAAAAGAUACGGCCUGGUGCCUGCUGCUGGGGAGAGCUACACAGGGGACAGGAAUGGCAGUAUCUACUAUGCUGUGGCAGUGGUGAAGAAGUCCAACAGUGACAUCACCACGCUGGAGAACCUGAGGGGGAAGAGCUCGUGUCACACCGGCUAUGGCCGUACGGCUGGCUGGAACAUCCCCAUGGGUCUGCUCAUAGAGAAAGGUCUCAUCAGACCUGCUCAGUGUCAGAUACCACAGGCCGCUGGAGGUUUCUUUAAGAACAGCUGUGUCCCUGGUGCCAAUCAGCCUGGUUUCCCUGGCAACCUGUGUGACCUGUGUGUGGGAGACAGCAAAGGGCAGAACAAGUGUGAGAAAGGCAAGGACCUGUAUGAUGGAUACGAUGGAGCGUUCAGGUGUUUGGCCACAGGAACUGGAGAGGUGGCCUUCAUCAAGCAUACCACUGUCUUCCAAAACACUGAUGGUAAUUCAGGUGAGUCGUGGGCCAUUGACCUGCAGUCUAAGGAUUUCCAGCUGCUGUGUCCCCAUGGCUCCAGGGCAGAGGUCACCCAGUACGCCCACUGUAACCUGGCCCGCGUCCCCUCCCACGCUGUAAUGGUACGGCCCGACACCAACAUCUACGCCCUCUAUGGCCUGCUGGACAAAGCACAGGAGUACUAUAGUAGUGACACAGGUUCAGCGUUCAAGAUGUUUGACUCAUCUAAGUACCAGGGCUCUGACCUCAUCUUCAAAGACUCCACUGUCAGCAUGAUCGGAGUGGCCGAGAGGAAGACCUAUGACAAGUGGCUGGGACAGGGCUACAUGGACUCACUUACCAACAUGGAGUGCAACUCCUCUGCUAAAGCACUGUCUUCUCUGCUCCUGGUGGCUCUGAUGAGCUCCAUCUUCCUCUGGGUGUAAGAAGCCAUGUUCCAGCCCCAACCCAGCCCCCUGUCCAAGUUCCAGCCCCCUGUCCAUGUUCCAGCCCCAACCCAGCCCCCUGUCCAUGUUCCAGCCCCCUGUCCAAGUUCCAGCCCCAACCCAGCCCCCUGUCCAUGUUCCAGCCCCAACCCAGCCCCCUGUCCAAAUUCCAGCCCCCUGUCCAAGUUCCAGCCCCCUGUUCAAGUUCCAGCCCCCUGUCCAUGUUCCAGCCCCAACCCAGCCCCCCUGUCCAUGAUCCAGCCCCAACCCAGCCCCCCUGUCCAUGAUCUAGCCCCCUGUCCAUGUUCCAGCCCCAACCCAGCCCCCUGUCCAUGUUCCAGCCCCAACCCAGCCCCCCUGUCCAUGAUCUAGCCCCCUGUCCAUGAUCUAGCCCCCUGUCCAUGUUCCAGCCCCAACCCAGCCCCUUGUCCAUGUUCCAACCUCAACCCAGCCCCCUGUCCAAGUUCCAACCCCUGUCCGUGUUCUAACCCCAACCCAGCCCCCCUGUCCAUGUUAAAGCCCCAACCCAGCCCCUUGUCCAUGAUCCAGCCCCCUGUCCAUGUUCCAGCCCCAACCCAGCCCCUUGUCCAUGUUCCAACCUCAACCCAGCCCCCUGUCCAAGUUCCAACCCCUGUCCGUGUUCUAACCCCAACCCAGCCCCCUGUCCGUGUUCUAACCCUAAUCCAAUCCCCAUCCAUGUUCCAGCCCUAACCCUAAUCCAACCCCUGUCCAUGUUCCAGCCCUAACCCUAGUCCAUGUUCCAGCCCUAAUCCAACCCUAACCCUAGUCCAUGUUCCAGCCCUAAUCCAACCCUAACCCCUGUCCAUGUUCCAGCCCCAACCCUAACCCCUAUCCCAGCCUGAACCCCUGUCCAAAUCCCUAGCCACAUUCCCAGCCUGAACCCCUGUUCAAAUCCCUAGCCACAUUCCCAGCCUGAACCCCUGUCCAAAUCCCUAGCCACAUUCCCAGCCUGAACCCCUGUUCAAAUCCCUAGCCACAUUCCCAGCCUGAACCCCUGUCCAAAACCAUAGCCAAAUUCCCAGUAGCAACACAAAACCUGUUUUCGUCCAGCCCCAUUCCUUACACCAGCCCCAGUAGCCUACUCCCUCUGUAGGGAAUCUCUCCUCUUCUGCCAAAGCACCAGCAAUAACACUACACAUUACCACCCAGCACAUUACCACCCAGCACAUUACCACCCAGCGAACCUCAGCAGCAUUUCCUGUCAUCUUGGAAUCUUUAGAAGAUGAUGUCCGCAUCCCUUCCUGUAUCUGAUUCAUAGCUUAUGAUUCUACUUUAGAUUCAUAGCUUAUGAUUGUACUUUAGAUUCAUAGCUUGUGAUUGUACUUUAUACUACUGUAUGUGUUGAUGCUAGGAUUUGUGAGGAAGGAUAACAUGUUGAAAAUACUAUUUGACUUGGGUCUAAAUUAUGGUCAUUGUUGUUGAGUCAGUGAGUCAAAGUGCUUAUUGAGUCAGUGAGUCAAAGUGCUUAUUGAGUCAGUGAGUCAAAGUGCUUAUUGAGUCAGUGAGUCAAAGUGCUUAUUGAGUCAGUGAGUCAAAGUGCUUAUUGAGUCAGUGAGUCAAGGUGCUUAUUGAGUCAGUGAGUCAAGGUGCUUAUUGAGUCAGUGUGUCAAAGUGCUUAUUGAGUCAGUGAGUCAAGGUGCUUAUUGAGCCUGUCUCUCAAUGGGGAAAAGAUCCCGUCUUCUUUGGUUGAGCUAUAGAGGAUGAAGUCCUUCCCAACCAGAGAUGACGAAGGAUUUGCUAUUAUGCUUACUAACGGUAACUGCCAUAUCAGUGAAUAUGCUUUUACCCGUUACAUACUUUACUAUGCAGUGUUCGUCUCUCCGCAAGGUGUGUGUUGCUUACACGGACUAUUGUGAGUACUACUUAUGAGCACAAGCCAUAUCUGGGAAUAUGGUGUGUUUUGCACAUUCUGCCUUUACUGUAUAAGCUAAUGCCAUAUCAGUGAAUAUGCUCUACUUGUACUACAGGAUGUGUGUUGUGAAAUGUUUUGAAAAGAGUCCAAUAGGUUGGUGUUUUAUUCAUGUUCUCCCCAAAUCCUGGAAAGACAAACAUUUAAGCCAAGACAACUUGCUCACUAUCUGUAUUUAGGGGCUCGAUUCAAUCCGUAUCGCGGGAAGUUCAGCGUUACAGCGUGAAUAGAGGCCUAGAAGUUUCUAUUUGCUUGGCUGGUAAUCAAAUUCUACAAUAAGAAUGAUGUGAACUAUAGCCUACUGAUAAAUAUGGAUUGGAAACCUGCUUGCACCUGAUAUGCACUUGUAUCGGUCAGAACUUUCAUUCUUUAUUUGGAGAGAACAUUGAACAAGCCAUCCUUGUUUUUUGCUUUUGAAACUUAGGUGUACUUUGAUUUUUGUUGAAAAUUAGAGUCAGGUUUAAAUUCUUAUAUUACAUUUCAAUGUUGUACACAUGAGCUAAACUCCAUCAUCUAUAACAAUAGUGAUUAUAAGGAAUGGAACUCUACCCAACUCUGAUCGAGUGCUUCUUGAUUCCUGCAUUGCCACCGUGACAGCGCAUAGUGUUCGUUUUAUUUUUGCUGCUCUCGUGCAAUUUUGUGUUCCUGUCCAGAAUAUCAGCUUGAUUUUUUAAAUGUUUAUUUGAAUGAGAGAUAAGUUUAUAUGAUGCUCAGAUACCAUAUCAGUGUAUAUGUACAGAGUACUGACUCGUUUCUGUCAGAAACAAACGCUUGCCUUCAAAGUCAAAAGCAAAUUUCUUCGAUGAAAUGAUAAACACGUAACUAAUAUUUAGUUGCCAGGCCAGUGCGUCUGCGUAAGUAUUGCUACAAACUGCUUCUUUAAGAAUUCUCUGCUGUUCUUAUUAAAAAUCUGCAUAUGGAA
Molecule: messenger RNA, 5267 nt
Organism: Salvelinus fontinalis (brook trout)
Lineage: Eukaryota; Metazoa; Chordata; Actinopteri; Salmoniformes; Salmonidae
Gene: meltf
Product: melanotransferrin
Exons: 16
Coding region: 259-2415 (718 amino acids)
Biological process (GO): iron ion transport
Cellular component (GO): recycling endosome; early endosome; extracellular region
Source: RefSeq, a predicted model, not a curated record